ACGAUCUACUGUAUUGUGUAUUGUAAUUUGUGAAAAACUACAUUCAUGAUUCAAUUCAAUCGAUAUGGCAGCAAACAAGGAUAGCAGAGGCGAAUGAGCAGAAAUUAUAAAUUGACGGGUUUAGGGAACUCUUGAAAAUUCACGUGAAAAUGAUGAUGACAAACGCUUCCGAAAAUUGGGAUCCAUCUCUGACUCGAUUAUUAACAUCUCUAAGGGAAGUUCAAACAGGAGGUGAAGAUGUAGCAUUUUUGAGUGAACUGUUACAAUCAAAACAACUGCAUGCUCUUGUUCAAGUGCAUAACAAAAUAGUAGCUAAGGGCAAGGAUGACAAAUUUUAUCCUCUGCUUUCUAAUGCAAUGCAAGUUACUCUCGAAGUAUUGGAAAUGUUUGGUGAAUUAAAAUCGGUUUCAAAAGAAUUUCAAGAAAUGUUGAGCCUUCUUCAAAAACCUCAUUUCCAGGCAAUUUUAUGUACACAUGAUGCAGUUGCUCAAAAGGACUAUUACCCUCAUUUACCUGAUGUUCCUAAUGAUGCUGAUGAGGAUGAAGAAACUGUAAAAAUUGUACAGUUAGUUAAAAGUGAUGAGCCAUUAGGUGGAGCUCAGAGUGCAGAGCCUAUAGUGGGUGCAACUAUUAAGACCGAUGAAGAAACUGGCAAAAUUGUGAUAGCUCGAGUAAUGCAUGGCGGAGCUGCCGAUCGAUCAGGUCUCAUUCAUGCCGGUGACGAGGUCAUUGAAGUGAAUGGCAUAAGUGUUGAGAGUAAAACACCCGCUGAUGUCCUCACUAUUCUUCAAAAUUCAGAAGGCACAAUAACAUUCAAGCUAGUUCCAACAUUUGGUAAAGGUGGCUCUAGAGAAUCAAAGGUCAGAGUUCGAGCUCUAUUCAACUAUGAUUCGGCCGAUGAUCCUUAUAUCCCAUGUAAAGAAGCAGGGUUAAAUUUCAAGAAGGGUGAUAUACUCCACAUUGUUUCACAGGAUGAUGCAUACUGGUGGCAAGCCCGACGGGAAGGUGACAAAAUAAUGAGGGCAGGACUUAUACCAUCCAGAGCACUUCAAGAGGGACGAAUUAUACAUGAGAGACAAACAGAACCCCAGACAAUGGAUGGUGAUAAGGCUUCAUUAUGUAGUCCAACAAAUGGUAACACGUAUUGUGCACCAAAAACGCCUUGUACACCGACACCGAACGCGGCGGCCCUAUUACCUUGUAAAUCUACACCCAAAGUAAAGAAAGUAAUAUACGAUAUUAAGGAGAACGACGAUUUUGAUCGCGAAAUAAUUCCGACUUAUGAGGAGGUCGCAAGAUUGUAUCCUAGACCCGGAUUUGUGAGGCCUAUUGUACUUGUUGGUGCGCCUGGGGUUGGUCGCAAUGAGUUGCGAAGGCGGUUGAUCGCGACUGAUCCGGAGAAAUACGUCACUCCUGUUCCAUAUACAUCGCGGGCCCAGAAACAAAGUGAGCAGAAUGGCAAAGAAUAUAUGUUUGUAACUCGAGAAAAAAUGGAACAGGACAUUUCCGAAGGGAAGUUUAUAGAACACGGUGAAUACAAGGGCAACUUAUAUGGUACGUCGGCAGAAAGUGUUGAAACUAUUGUCAAUUCAGGGCGUGUUUGCGUUCUGAGUCCGCACUGGCAAGCGCUGAAAAUGCUGCGUACACCUCAUCUGCGACCCUUUAUUGUAUUUAUAAAACCGCCGCCGUUAGACAGACUCGUGGACACCAGAAAUGCUGCAAAUGCUCGUUCUACUUUUGAUAAGGAAUGCUCCAGAGCUUUUACCGAAGAAGAGUUUCGCGAUAUUAUACGAUCGUCAACACGUAUAAACUUUCUAUACGGCUACAUGUUCGAUGAAGAAAUAGUCAAUGAAGAACUCGCAAGCGCACUCUCACAACUCCUCAAAAUUUCAUGGAGGGUCCAGUCGGAACCCCUGUGGGUCCCAGCGUCUUGGAUCCAAUAGAAUUGAUGAUAUUACGUCUGCUUUGGGUAUGCCUUAUAGCGAAUUUAUUGUUUGUAAUUAUGUAAGCCGAAGAGCCUUUUAUUAAUGUUAACCGUUCAUGGCCAACAUUUGCAACUACGGUAUGAUUAAAAUACGUUCAUUUAUUUAGAUAAAAUGUACUAUUUGUUUCUUAGUGGAAAUGUAUGUCGUACCUGACUGUCAAUAGAUCCUAGUAUUAAUGUACAACCUCAAUGCAACACGCAAAACGCAAAGUUUUAUGUAUAUUUCUUAGCCUAACAAUAGUGUGUACCUUAGGUCUGUUUGUAUUUUUUGUUUCUGUUUGAAUGGUGCAUAAUCUUUUAAGUUACUGAGCCAUGUUGCUAGCUUAAAUCUCAUGGUUAUGCAUUCGUGGUGCCAUUCAGAAUGUUGAGUUUUAAUGAAUCCUGAGUUCCGCUGUAUCGAUAUGGCCAGGAGGUAUUACUUACUAUCGAGUUAACGUUUUGUUCGUCUCUCCAGUUAUUAUUCGAAGGCAUUGUUUAUCUGUUUAAAAUUUAUUAUCACUAAGUAUUAGAAAUGGGUCGCAGCGGAUUUUCGGACAUUUUUCUACUAUGGCGUUUCAUACAUAUGGACAUAUCAUUCGCAGUCUGAUAGCGCAACGGCAUAAUUUUGCUUGAAUACAAUGGAAGCACACUUUUCUCCUCAGUCAAGUCUAAGUGUGCUUUAGAAAAGUGCUCAAAUAAUACGUUAAGGUUAAACAAAAGAUUGUGUGAUUUAUCACCGGUAUGUUUAUUUUAUUUAUAUAAGAUAGGUUGGCAAAGAGCGUAAAUAAUUUAGAAAAAAGAAUAUUUUUCAUUAAAUAUAAUAACUAUCGACAAGUAUUCACAUCCUUUUCUCUCCCGCUUGUAAGAAUGAGACAGAUGAAAGGACCCGACAAGCAUAUAGUCAUAAAUGAAAACUAUAGAGUCGCUCUUUUUUAACAUUGAACAAUAAUUAGCAAUAUUGUAUUUUGUGUACGGAAAAUCAUUGCCGAUAGGGUGCUUUUUUUAAGGCUUAGAACCAUGAUUAGCAAUAUAGUCAUUGCCGGAGAAUAUGAACGGCUUACAAUAACGUGAACAAUUACAAUCUAGUACUAUUUAUAGAGUAUCAUAGACGUAUCGUAACCUAGUGAUAAUUAAUACUUAUUUAAAGCGCAAAUCUGUAAAAGCUAAUCUUUUUCAGUUACAUGAGAUAAUUGAAAGAGAAUUGACGUCAGUUGGUAGCAAGAGAGAGUUGUGAAGAAAUUUAUAAACAAAUCGGGUGUCAUUUGAUCGAAUAAUUUCCUCGAGGCUUAUUUAUAUAUAUCCACUGAAGGAUUUAAGCUCUUACGAAUUAAGAUUAUUAAUUUAUUAUUAAUUAAAUAUAUUAUGAUUAAACUUUUUUAACAUUAAAAGUAUUGAAAGCUCUUUCGAAAGUAGAUAUUUUUUUCUCAAUUUAGUUAAAUUGAGAACACGCAAAAGUCCAAUUAGCCACAUUUAUAAUUUGAUAAAACCUGUCAUACAAUGGUAUUUUUGUGUCCGCUUACACUACAAAUACCAAAAACAUACCCUGGAAAUGAUGUUUAAGUCUGAAAGACAAAAUUUAACAAAAUUUAUUUCAGGGUACUUAAAAUUUUAAUAACUAGUUUCGAGAUUUUUUUUUAUGUAAAUAUAAAUAUUAUAUUUGAAUGUUUGUCUCUCUCAUUAUAGGUUACUUUAACUUAUUAGAUCCAAAUACAUGUUGAGCAUUAAGGAAUAACAAAUAUAAGCACGUACCAAUAAAUAAACGUACAACUUUCGCCUUAUUUAAUAUGAGUGUGAUUUUUUAUUAAAAACGUAUAAAUCUCCGACUGAACAGAUCUCGAUCAGAAAAUAGGGACAGACUGACAAACGUUAAAGUUAUAGCAACCCUCUUUCGUUUGGGGCUUUAAAAAAUACCUAACUGCUACUCCACUGAUGCCACUGUCCAAAUCGGGUUCUAAAUUCAACAAACGUAGCUUAAACUGAAAAAGUGUAUACAUUGCUGACUAUUCAAUAAUAAUAUUUUAAACAACUGGAGUAAAUGCAGUAAUCUAUAGAUAUGGCAUUUGAAGCUUAUUACGGUGUAAUUUGCGGCAUGUGCCAUAUUUCGGCAUAUGUUUUUGUAUGACGUGAAUUGUCUAUAUGUAUAGAACGUCAUUGUGUUUCUAGCAUAAUAUAUUACUAAUCCGUGAGAUGUUUGUGUAAGUCCACAGAGUUUCCAUAGGCAGUAGUGUUAAUGCGCUGUAACAUAUUGGUGGGUUCCUUCAAGAUCUCCACGAUGAUCGGUCCUGCGCUGCCCUCAUCUAAGGUAUUGCGGAUAUCUUGACCAGAUCAUCGGAUCAUCAUAUGGGGUGCCUACCAACACUUAAUAAUUAACAAAAUUUAUUAUUAAGGCAAUUGUUAAAAGGGAAAGUACUUAUAGACAGUUAUAUUAACGCUAAUAUAAGGCUCGGUUUAUGUUCUUUAUAAUAUAGAAUAAGAGACAAAUUAUUUAAAUAAUGCGCUUUAAUCUUUGUAGCAGUACAACACUAAUAGGUGUGUUUGACAAAACGUGUCGGCAGUUUUAUAUUACUUAAUUGUAUAGAAAUAUUUGAGAGCAGGCUCUUGGCAUUGAUUCUAAAAGAAGUACAGAAUGAGGCCACUGAGUUAUUAUAUGGGUAUUAUGUUAUGACACGAUUAACCACAGUGUCCUGCCUAGUAAAUUGUUAUAAAAUCCAUUCGGUGCCUUGAUUGAUAAUAAAUGUUAUGAAAUCUCAAUAUAACCUCCUUGAAACAAGUCAGCUACAGCCUGCUAAAGCAUUGUUAACAAUAUAAUUAUACUAUUAGUUGUAUUAUUAUAGUAAAUAAUACAUUAAACCAAAUAUUAUAUAUGUAGUACUAGUUAUAAUUAAAAUUAAUUUAGAUUUUGUCACUAAUUUUUGUCUAGUCAUGUUAUUAAUAGAUAAUAAAUAAGUAAGUUUGAAAUAGAUGCAACUUGUUAAUAAUGAAACACUUUCGUAUUUAAUAAAAGUCGUCAACUUUGUUCUAAUAAUACAAACCUACACUUAUAAACAUUCUUGAUUUAAUAGUGAUUAAAAAUCUGAACUUAUAUUAAAUGUAUUUAAUAUUUUAUUCCAACUAAGAUAAAUAAUUAAAGAUAUAGGAAGUCUUCUCCUUGAUGUAGAGCCAUUCUUUCAUUCUAUUGCUACCCUUAACUUUCAGAACAAAUUUUGUCCUAGCAAGUGCUGGAAAAAAGUUCUCUUUUAUUUAUGUAUAUGUGUAAGAAAAGUUUACAUGUAAGAAAAUAUAGAUGACAAGUUAAAACGUGUAUAAUUUAAUACUGUAUUAUUCUAGUCAUAUUUACAAGAAUUCCCUGCGCGGUACAUAUCAUUACUUUUUUUAAUUGGUUUCUCGUCAAUAAUAGGACUGUUAGAGUUUUGUAUAACUUCUACCGCGAGAUUUCACUUUCAGUAUGAUUUAGAUUUAAAAAAAGAUUGCUAGAAGAGAAUUGUAUGAGUAUCUCUUUGUGCCAGGCUAUCAUUAUGGUGUUUUCGGAUUGAGUAUUCUGUAUGUAUGUAGUUACGAUCAAGAAUUAUUAUCCACCGCACUUUUUUUUCACCACCAGUUUAAUGUGUUUUCCAUUAUGAAUAUUGUGUGAAAUGAUAAGAAGUUGAAAGUAUAGAGAAAGAGCAAGAUUAAUUGGCACUAGUCACAAACAAGUCACUACAUUAAUUAUUAUUAUGUCUACAUGAACAAAUUUGAUGUUAAAAAAAUGGAUAAACAAGAACAAUUUAAAAACAAUUUUGUUAAAAUGAUACUUAAAUUUCAAAAGGUAAUUGUCAUAAUGAGUAGGUAGAAUGUUAUGUUUAGUAAUAAUGUAACUGGUAGGAAUAAUAUAUUUUUCUUUAUUAAUCUUUAUCAAUCGGUCUAUGUUAGUAUAAUGUAAUUUUACUCUCGUUCAGGUACUGAAUAGAAGCCAAUAAACUGAUCUCGAUAUUGUA
Messenger RNA from Leptidea sinapis, 5937 nucleotides. It is a transcript of the gene metro, whose product is annotated as MAGUK p55 subfamily member 7. The record is from RefSeq and is a predicted model, not a curated record. NCBI's taxonomy places the organism in Eukaryota, Metazoa, Arthropoda, Insecta, Lepidoptera, Pieridae. Gene Ontology annotation, molecular function: protein binding. The transcript is spliced from 11 exons. Gene Ontology annotation, cellular component: cell-cell junction; plasma membrane. The coding region runs from base 150 to 1943 and encodes 597 amino acids.